This is a messenger RNA of Cavenderia fasciculata, 609 nucleotides long. RefSeq lists its product as uncharacterized. NCBI's taxonomy places the organism in Eukaryota, Evosea, Eumycetozoa, Acytosteliales, Cavenderiaceae. Bases 1 to 609 code for a protein of 202 amino acids. The transcript has 3 exons. The record is from RefSeq and is a predicted model, not a curated record.
AUGAAUUAUAGUACAAUGGGAAGUUCAGUCCCUUUGGACCCUCUUUUCAAAGUUCCACCCAUCGAUAGUCUAAUGAAUUUCGAUAUCGAUUCUUUGAUGAAUAUGCCAAAUACCAACUUUGAAUAUGCUCCCACCAUGCCCUAUUCCAUUGACCUCACAGAAUCCGAUAUCCAAGAAUACACCAUCAACAAGGGUAUUCCACUCGUACUCUCCAAUUCCAUGUCCAAUUGGUCAAAAGAUGUUUUUUCGCUGGAUUUCCUUCAAGCAAAUUAUAGUGAUCAAAAGAUGAUCAAUUCACCAAGAAAUAAUGAGACACAUAGUGAUUUGGAAGGUUGGACAGUUGGACAAUACAUAAAUUAUUUACAAAUAUCACCAGAGGAGAGAAACCCAAAGUAUCUCUAUGCCAAAGAUGUGUUGUGUCCAAAAGAGUGGGCCGACCAACAAAAGAAAUUGUCUAAAAAGCGACCUUGUAUUGAUCCCGCCCGAGUCGGUUCACCAAGUCAUGAAUGUUGGUGGUGUGACGGUCAAGAUGGCGUGGAACACCAUCAGCACUGCGUCACUACCCGUGGCGUACAAGUCUGCUCUGCCACUGGCACGCAAGUUUGGUAA